AUGUCAGCCAUCUCAAAGACCCUCAGCAAGCUGGCCCGCGGGGCGCGGAAGCCGGCUGCCCUUACUCAGUCCCGCCCCUUGGCAACAGUUCAAGACAACAACCUCGCAAAGAUGGCCGCCACAAUGCCGCCAGGCCACAAGGCGACAGUUGCCCAGCUCGAGACAUUCACCCUCCCAGAACGCGUCACCGGCAGCAAAGGUGAUAUUGCCAUGGGAAAGGCCCUCGUCGAUGCCUGGCGCCGUGACGGUAUCCUUCAAGUUUCCAUGAACGACAAGCAGCAAGCCAUCUUCAACGAGGCCACUGCGUCCAGCAAAGCUUUCUUCGCCAAGCCUCCCGCCGAGAAGGCUGCUUGUGUCGACUCUCAGAGCUAUGCCGGCUACAUCGCCUCCGGUGAGGAGAUCACGGAUGGCAUUGCCGACUACUCUGAGAUCUUCACCGUGACGAAGGACCUGGACCUUGCUGAGCCCCGUGUCCGCGCAAAGUGGCCCUGCCACGGCCCGGCCCCUUGGCCUGACUACGAGAUGAAGCAGCCCAUGACCACUUACAUGGAGUACCUUGGUGAAAGUGGAGAGAAGCUUCUCCAGCUUACGGAGCUCGGUCUCAACGUCCCCGCCGGAUCUCUGACCAACCUGACUGCCGACGGAUGGCACCACAUGCGUAUCCUUAGAUUCCCUCCCACGCACAACACCAACGGCAAGGGCAAGGAGGGCCGUGGUAUUGGUUCCCACACUGACUACGGUCUGCUCGUUAUUGCCGCUCAGGACGACGUUGGUGGCCUCUUCAUCCGCCCUCCCUAUGACGGUGAGCACUACGCCAACUGGGAGAAGAGUGCGGCUGGUAUGAAGGAGGACGAUGAGAAGUGGCACUACGUCCCUCCCGUCCCCAACGUCUUCACUGUCUUCCCUGGCGACAUCAUGCAGUACAUCACCAACUCCUACCUGCCCUCCACCCCCCACAAGGUCGGCCUGAACACUCGUGAUCGCUUCGCCUUCGCCUACUUCCACGAGCCCAGCUUCCAGGCCGUCGCCAAGCCCCUUCCCGGCUACGACGUCGGCCAGUCCCCCAAGGAGGGCAUCCACUACGGCACCCACUUCACAAACAUGUUCCUCAGGAACUACCCUGAGAGAAUCACUACCAAGAGAAUGAUGGCUGAGAACCGCCUCGCCAAGCUCCAGGAUAAGGAGCUGCGCACCCUUCCUCCCAAGAAGGAGACUUACAUUCCCAGCGUCGGGCGCCAGUCCCAACAGCAAGCUUCUUUGUAA
Molecule: messenger RNA, 1263 nt
Organism: Colletotrichum chrysophilum
Lineage: Eukaryota; Fungi; Ascomycota; Sordariomycetes; Glomerellales; Glomerellaceae
Exons: 3
Coding region: 1-1263 (420 amino acids)
Molecular function (GO): dioxygenase activity
Source: RefSeq, a predicted model, not a curated record